This is a messenger RNA of Nycticebus coucang (slow loris), 2672 nucleotides long. It is a transcript of the gene PLA2G3, whose product is annotated as phospholipase A2 group III. The coding region runs from base 145 to 1695 and encodes 516 amino acids. Lineage: Eukaryota; Metazoa; Chordata; Mammalia; Primates; Lorisidae. Gene Ontology annotation, biological process: phospholipid metabolic process; arachidonate secretion. The record is from RefSeq and is a predicted model, not a curated record. The transcript has 7 exons. Gene Ontology annotation, molecular function: A2-type glycerophospholipase activity.
UCCAUUCAUUGGCCCUGCCGCACUGGGCCUGCUGGGCACCGCUUCCGCUCCACCCCAUUCCUCCACAGCUCAGCUGCUGCCUCGUGGGGCUACCAGGGGCAGGCAUCCCGGGAGCUUUGUCUGACUGGGCUGGGGCAGGGCAGAAUGGGGGUUCUGGCAGUGCUGUUGAGGGUACUGGGCUUCCUGGGGUUGGCUCUGGGGGGCUCCCCUGACCUCCCCUGGGACAGCACCUCCUGCCACUUGGCCAAGCCCAUCCCUGGCAACCCUCUGGGGUCCCUGAGCUUCCUGGGCAAGGAUGCUCAGGGACUGGCCCUAUUCCAUGCCCGCUGGGAUGCGUACGGGAGGCUGCAGGCAUGUAGCCGGCAGGAUGGACUGGAGCUCACCACAGCCUUUAGAGCCCUCUGUGCUCAGGAGACUACCCAGGGCUCCUUCAUCCGCUCCCCAGGGCCCAAGCUGCAGAGAGUAUUGGCCACCCUUCAGAGUCAGUGGGAGGCAUGCCGGGAGCCUGAAGAGAGUCCAGCAGGGGCCAGGGAGAAGCGAGCAGCAGGGCAGAGUUCAGCGCCUGGCAGAGGCCACCCACGAGUGAAGAGAGGCUGGACAGUGCCUGGCACCCUGUGGUGUGGAGUUGGCAACUCUGCUGGGAACUCCUCAGAGCUCGGGGUCUUCCAGGGCCCUGAUCUCUGCUGCCGUGAACACGACCGCUGCCCACAGAACAUCUCACCCUUGCAGUACAAUUACGGCAUCCGAAACUACCGAUUCCACACCAUCUCCCACUGUGACUGUGAUACCAGGUUCCGGGAAUGCCUGAGGAACCAGCGAGACUCCAUCUCAGACAUCGUGGGUGUGGCCUUCUUCAAUGUGCUGGAGAUCCCCUGCUUUGUGCUGGAGGAACAGGAGGCGUGUGUGGUGUGGUACUGGUGGGGCGGGUGUAGGACAUAUGGCUCAGUGCCCCUCGCUCGUCUCCAGCCCAGGACUCUCUACAAUGCUUCCUGGAGCUCCCCGGCCACCUCCCUGACUCCCAGUCCCCAGAGCCCAUCCCCUACCAAGCGUCGACGGAAGCAGCACCCUCAGAAGUGGCUGCCACAGCGGAAAAGGUUCAAGCAUCCCAGCAAAACCAACAUCACAGCCCUCCAGGCCCCUGUGACCUCCCUCAAGCCUGAUGUGGCCCCCACAGCCCAGCUGCCAGUCCCCCAUCCAGGCCUUCAGGGCCCAUGGAGUGGCCUCAAAUCUCAGGGUGCCCGCCGGGCCUGUCGUAGCUUCCGCCACUUGGACCAAUGUGAGCACCGCAUUGAGCCCCAGGAAACCAAAUUCCAGCUAUUCAACAGUGCCCCGGCGCCUCUCUUCCACUGCAAUUGUACUCGCCGGCUGUCACGCUUCCCGAAGCUCCAUGGUCCACAUGCAGGCACCAAUAUGAUUUGGGAGGAGCUGGGCACGACAUGCUUCAAGCUGGCCCCUCCACUGGACUGUGAUGAUGGCAAAGAUUGUUCCAGAGACCUUAAGGCCAUCAAGGUGUCAGCUCGGCAUUUGCGUAGGCUUCGUCAGAGACGACUCCAGCUCUGGGGUAAAGGCACAGAUGAGGAGCAGGCAUGGCCUUCGAAGCACCCUAAAGUGCCCGUGUUAUUCUACACGCAGUGCAUGUGGCUAAUCCAGGCAUCCCGGAGACACGAUGGGCAGCAGAAAUCCUGGAGCCAGUGACCUCUGUUCUAGCUGUCCUUGGGCUCCAACCUAGACCUUGCUUGCAGCUUUGCUGGGCUCUGAGAGUCUCAGCCUCCUCUCUAUGGGUUAUAGUGAAGCAGGGGAGAGGCUUUUAUGGACAACCAGGAGGCUGAAUGUGGGAACCCUAAGGCCCAAAUGCUUAACCUUGAGCUGGUGACACUAGCCCUCUGGCCAGGUUGUGGUAUUCAGAAGGUUCACUCUGAUGUCCUUGGGACUUGCCAGAGAAUUUCAUGUAUGGAUGGGAACACAGAGAGGAUAACUUAUUGCAGCAGCCCCGGGAGGUACCAGGAGGAGGUACAUUAUGUUGCAAAAUCAAUACCUGUCUCAAGAACUGCCUAGGGGAGCCCCACAGCCUGGCAUCUGAGGCCUGGGGCAGCAGGCGGAGAAUUAGGGAUUUCUUGUGUGUGUGUGUGUGUGUGUUUUGGCUGGGGCUGGGUUUGAACCCGCCACCUCUGGCAUAUGGGACCAGCACCCUACCCCUUUGAGCCACAGGCACUGCCCGAGAAUUAGGGAUUUCAUAGACAUGCCUGUGUCUGAAUGAGUGUGGGCAUCAGAGAAGGCUUCCCAACUCCUCUUCCCAGCUGCUGUGGUCUUCCAGGCCCAGCCCUAGCUCAUUCUUUCUGCCCUAAACCUAAAUUCAAAUAUCCUCUGUGCCCUUGAGCAGGGACCUCCCUCUACCACUCUGAGCCUUAGUUUCUUUCUUUAAAAAAGGGAGUUGUAAACAAGAGCUACCUCAUAGGGUUAUUGAAGAUUAAGUGAACCAAUACAUAUACGGUGCUUAGCAACUAGUAAGUGUUCUCUCCCUUCAAUAUAGAGCCAAACUGCUUUGGUGUCUGAUCUUGAGAGACUGAUGUAAUCCUAUUAGGAACUUCAGUUUGCUCAUCUGUGAAAUGGGUCUAAAAAUAGCACUGACCCCACAGGGUUGUGUGGUGCAGAUUAAAGGAGAUGGCAUGUGU